UUGAGUUUUUUUGUUAUUUGGCUUGUUUUCAAGCAUUCGCGUUUGACUUUUCCAUUUUUUUGCAGUCAUUUCUUACCAUUGAUUUUUUUUUACAAUUUUGGGGAACUUGUAUGGUUUAGUACGCUUUUUUAGCUCUUUUUUAUUUUUCCUUCAUCAAUAUUAAAGUUAUUAAAAAUUUUAAAGAUUCCCCCAUUUCCGUAUACAGAAUGGUCAGCCUUUCUUCCUCAAUUUCACUCAAUUACUCAGAAUAUCAUAUUUUUUAGUAGCGUUCGAUAGAGAGAGUCCACCCAGGUAUAUCGAAACCUUUUUUUAGGAAUCGAAUUUUUGGAGCCGCAGGCGAAAGCUGUAGAUACCCCGGUUACGGCCAUGAUGGGACCCCCAACUUCCUAUUGCGAAGUGAUACCGUUUUCUUGCAAAAUGACUUUGGGCCGAGUUAUGGCCGUUCAAGUUUAACGAUAGAGUCUGGGAUUAAGAGGUAAAUGAGCAACUUCUCUCUUCUUUUUCAUCCUCAAAAAACCCGCCUGCCCACUUUUACUGUUUUCUUUUUUUUUCGUGUCUGACAUUUUUCUUCCCUCUUUUUGUUCCUUCGUCUUCAUAUACUCAAAACUCCAAAAAACCGAAACUUUGUGCGGCCAUAACUCGGCCCAAAGUCAAUUUGAAAGAAAAUGAUAUCACUUUACAAGUCAGGGGUCCUCUAUCGAAUGGUACCAAAAAACAUAAAAUUUGCUCUGACAGUAAAAGAUGAUUCCUUGUCAGAGAUAUCACAGGACCGAUUCUGGUUUUACAACCUAAACAAAGAUUAACCUAGGCUGAAUUGAUUAAUGGGUGAGAAUGAGAAAGAGUAAAAGACUAAUGAUGGAAAAGGAAAAAAAGGCGUGACUAAAAACCGUGCUUAAAAAAGCGUACUUCUCUCAAACUUUUUUAUUUAAUCAAUACCAUUUUUUCUUUUUUCUUCAUCCGCUCACCUGGAAACAGCCUUCCAUGGUGAUUCACAAAAAUGAAGAAAUUUUUUUGUUUUAUUUACAAAUUUGAAUAGCUCUCCCUAAUUUUUAAUUAUUUUUUUUAUUUUUUUAAGAUCUUUAAAUAUCAAUGUCUUCGAAAGCAAAACGUUCAAAGGCUCAACGAGAACAAGCGAUUCAUGUCGAUGCUUCUGCAGAUGAGACAUUUGAUACUCACAGUUCCACUAAUGCGACGUCUUCGAAUUCUUCGAACCCGCAUGUUUCUAUUCGUCAAAUGGAAAAGGAUUUGUUGCAAUCUCUUAAUGACCGUUUAGCUGGUUAUAUAGAGCGUGUCCGCACGUUGGAGACUGAGAACACUCGUCUGCAGGUGCAGAUCAACGAAGUAGAGAUUGUUGAGCGCAAGGAGAAGGAAAGCCUCGCUACUCGUUAUGAUGUUAAAAUUGAAGAGCUGCGCAAGCAGCUUGAAUAUCUGACACGUGACAAGGCUAAGUUACAAAUUGAGCAUGACAAGGCGACCAGUGGCUAUGAAGAACUCAAAUCUCGUGUUCCCCAACUGGAGCGAGACUUGAAGAAGGCGGAAAAGGACAAGUUUUCUGCAUAUGAUGAGAUUCAUAAUUUGAAUGCGCGUUUAACAAAUGUUGAUUCAGCACGUGGACAACUUGCUGAGGAAAAUGAUCUAAAAACUGAUCUCUACAGCGCUGAGAAACAAGUCGAACUGUUACGUCGCCAACUUGAGGAUGAAGUCUUGUUGCGAACUGAAUUGGAAAGUCGUUUGCAGACCGCACGAGAGGACUUGGAAUUUUCUCGUCGGAGUCAUGACAAUCAAAUCGAGGAGUUGCGUCGUAAACGUCAAGUUGAAAUGACUCAUUAUGGUGAGGAGGUUCAGCACAAAUACGAAGCAAAACUCCAGGAGCAGUUACAUGCAAUGCGAACCGACUUUGAUUCCAGAAUUGCUGCACAACGCGCGGAUGUUGAAGACAUGUUUCAUGCAAAGUUGGUAGAAGCCAAUAAUCAGGCCGCCAAAUAUCGGGAAGCUUCUGCUCGUGCUCGUGAAGAGGCGACUUCUCUUGCUGUUCAAAAUCGGGAAUAUGAACGUACAACAAAAGACCAUCAAGGGAUUGUUGAUGGGCUUACUCGUCGUAUUAAGGAACUGGAAGGAACCCUGCGCAGAGCGCAUGAAGAUGCCGAAAUUCGGAUUCAACAACGAGACGAGCAAAUUGCUCAGUUAAAAUUGGAAAUCGCAAAUCUUACAUCAGACUAUCAGGAUGCGCUUGAUUUGAAAGUUAAACUGGACACUGAAUUGCAUGCUUAUCAGCAAAUGUUGGAGCAGGAAGAGACUCGAUUGCGUAUCACUCCAUCAGGCAGCCCGAAUACUUCGGCUGCGACCUCUAAUUUGAGUGCUACGAUGUCAUCUACACGUGUUGGCCUUCGAUCUACACCUUCUGUAUUCAAUGGAAGCGGCGGUGGUGACGUUUUUAUGGUUGGAUCACAACGUGGAACAAAGCGUCGUCGUGUAAACCAAGAGGAUUUUGUUAGCAUUGGUCAAUCGGCUCAAAAGUGGACGACUACUGGCGAUGGAGUGGGUGACUUAAUCAUCGAGGAACAUGACACUGAUGGUAAAUUCAUUCGGCUUUACAAUAAGGGAGAUGAAACUAUCUCUGUUGGCAAUUGGGUAGUUCGAUCAACAGCUGGAGAAAUUGAGACUACAUUCAAGUUUCCUUCGCGCGCAAAGAUUUUGCCAGGAAAACAUGCUACGAUUUGGUCUAGUAAUGCGAAUGCUGAACACCAACCGCCAAACAGUUAUGUCAUGAAAAACCAGAUUUGGCCACAUGAUCGCUGCAUUCGUACGGAACUUUUGAAUCCUGACCGUGAAGUUAAUGCUUGGCGUGAAUCGGUUUUAAAUCAGAGUUUUAAUGGAGUUCAAUAUGGAUCUGAUUCCGACAAGAAUUGCGUUAUUAUGUAA
Messenger RNA from Meloidogyne enterolobii, 2922 nucleotides. NCBI's taxonomy places the organism in Eukaryota, Metazoa, Nematoda, Chromadorea, Rhabditida, Meloidogynidae. The record is from the annotation of a GenBank genome assembly.